AUGAGUCUUUUUGAUACAUUGAAUGAUACAACUAAUGGCUUUGGCAACUUCUUGGAGAGGGAGAUCAACAGAUCUGUCAACAGUGUUGUACUAAAGUUGAGAACUGCUGUAUCAAAGGAUAAGAAUAGAUUCAUAAAUGAUCAAUUCAAUCUUGAUCUUACCUACAUUACAACAAGGAUCAUCGCAAUGGGAUAUCCAACAUCAGAUUCUUUGGAAUCAAGUUGGCGUAAUCCAAGAGAUGAGGUCAAGAGAUUCCUUGACACAUAUCAUCCAGAGAAAUACUUGAUACUUAAUCUCACUGAGAAGGCAUACGAUCAUGCCUACUUUGACAACAGAGUCCAACACCUUGGUUGGUUCGAUCAUCACUCUCCCAGUGUUGGCCUGCUCCUCUAUGCAGUCCAAAUAAUUCAUCAAUGGCUUUCCCAAGAUCCAGGCAAUGUCAUUGCCAUUCAUUGUGCAGCUGGAAGAGGAAGAACAGGAACAUUGAUAUGUUCAUACCUUGUAUCAACUAUAAUGUAUGAGGGACAGUUGGAUGCAGCGAUCAACUUGUUUGCCAAACAAAGAUCAUCCAUUGGUGAGGGCAUCACUGUGCCAUCACAGCUAAGAUAUGUCGAGUAUGUCAACAGAUUGUCGACAAGACAGGUGGACAUAUCACUGGCACAGACGCCCAAAGUGAUGACGAUGAACGCUCUCGUGAUGAAGCCGAUUCCAAACUCUGCCAAAGGUUGGAAGCCAGUGUUAGAGGUCUACUCUGUAAAUAUGCCAUUGAGCCCCGUGCUCCUGUUCUCCAACAGGACAAUGCCACCCGAGCAGAUCCCCACAUACACACCACAGGCCAACCCAGCAGCAUUCAUCAGUCUGAACAACAUUGUGAUCAGUGGUGACAUCCUUGUAAAGGUCUACGAUAUGAAUGGUAUAAUCUCCACCAUAUUAGACAAGCCAACGUUUAGAUUCGCCUUCCACACAUCAUUCAUCAAUGGAUUCUGUCUUGAUUUGCCAAAGAAUCAAUUGGACGAGACCAAUGGAGCAUUCAAGGCCACUCAAUUCCCUCCAGACUUCUCCAUUAGAGUAAUGUUUGGUGAUGUUCCAGCCAACCAUGUACAUAUUCAAGCAUCAUCAUCAUCACAGAGUCAACAACAAAUUCCUCUUCCUCCUCCUCCACAGGCCUCGAAUUCGCCACAAUCACCACCAUCGAUGAUAACAAAUGGUUCAAAUGAUCCAAAUGCCAUCGACUCUGACUACUCCAUUCUA
Molecule: messenger RNA, 1251 nt
Organism: Acytostelium subglobosum LB1
Lineage: Eukaryota; Evosea; Eumycetozoa; Acytosteliales; Acytosteliaceae
Exons: 3
Biological process (GO): dephosphorylation
Cellular component (GO): cytosol
Molecular function (GO): phosphatidylinositol-3,4,5-trisphosphate 3-phosphatase activity; protein tyrosine/serine/threonine phosphatase activity
Source: RefSeq, a predicted model, not a curated record